UACGGGACAGAUGCCAACUCAGGAUCAGCUAUUCCUAAAGACCCACAUAAAAAAAAAGAAGCAGGAGUCGGAUCCGACCUUAUGGGUUGAGGACAGGGCUCGUAAUUCCUAUACGCAAUAUAUGGAUCAUGUGGACCAGUACAGCCAAACUCAGCCUGAGCAUCCGAGCCGUCCUCUACCGGAAUUAGAGAUAGAUUUUUGGUGUAGAGCAGUUGGGGGAGUACAAAAGGGUAGAGCGUACGGUCUAGGCCCAAGGAACAACUUAAGUCACCUUCGGUCAGGAUUGCGAGGUGAAGGGUCUUCUCGACAAGCCAAGGGAGUUGAUGGUGUUCAGGUCGCAGCUAUGGCGCAACAAAUUGCUGAACUUAAUAGGAAAUUAGCUGAGACUGAGGCAAAAAGAGUUGAGGAAAGUAACACCAUGAAAGCGAACAUUGAAUUGCUAAUGGCACAAAUACCAAGCUAA
Messenger RNA from Lycium barbarum (goji berry), 463 nucleotides. RefSeq lists its product as uncharacterized. The transcript has 3 exons. The record is from RefSeq and is a predicted model, not a curated record. Bases 11 to 463 code for a protein of 150 amino acids. NCBI's taxonomy places the organism in Eukaryota, Viridiplantae, Streptophyta, Magnoliopsida, Solanales, Solanaceae.